Prorocentrum cordatum is the source of this 306-nucleotide messenger RNA. The record is from the annotation of a GenBank genome assembly. Lineage: Eukaryota; Dinophyceae; Prorocentrales; Prorocentraceae.
AUGAGGCCCCACGUCGUCAGCUACAAUGCUGGAAUCAGUGCGUGCGAGAAGGGCGGGCAAUGGCAGCGGGCUUUGACGCUUCUCAGCGAGCUGCGGGAUGUGAAGCUGGAGCCCACCCCAGUCAGCUACAACGCAGGGAUCAGCGCGUGCGAGAAAGGCGGACAGUGGCAGUGGUCUUUGGCGCUGCUCAGCGAGGCGUGGGAGGGGCACUUGGAGCCCGACGCCAUCAGCUACAAUUCUGGGAUCACCGCGUGCGAGCACAGCCAGCAGUGGCACUGGUUCUCGGCGAUGCUCAGCGAAAUAUGA